Periconia digitata is the source of this 1947-nucleotide messenger RNA. NCBI's taxonomy places the organism in Eukaryota, Fungi, Ascomycota, Dothideomycetes, Pleosporales, Periconiaceae. The record is from the annotation of a GenBank genome assembly.
CCAAUUGAUAGAUGCUCUGGCGCUAUCUUUCCUCCUGCUGGUUCGAGCGCAGCGCCGGCGGGAGCUUGAUUUAUCCACCUUCCUAUUAUCCUCCAAGAUGCUCGUUCCCCACAGCUACCCAUGCUGUGAUCCGUGUCAAACUAUCCAUGCCAUCAUCGUGCCUGGCAUGGUGCUACUCUGAUGUAUAAAUAAUAACAACUCAAUCGCCACUUUUUUUCGUUUUCCUUACCGACCCGACUUUGCUCUCUGCUCUGUUGCUGUUGUUCAUCGACAAUCAUGCGUCUGUCAACUCUUCUCGUAGGAGCGCUCCUCGGCCUCCAGGCUUCCGCCUUAGGCCGAACCCCAACCAUAAGAGAGUUGAGGGCCAAAAAAGAGGAAGUCAAAGCUCGUCGUAUCUCCAGAGCAUCCACGUCACUGGCAAAGCGCGACACUGACCCGGAGGAUCUCUACGAAGGGCACAACCUCACCGUACCCCUAGACUUCUUCCCCAAUGAAACUCGAUACGAACCGCACACCAACGCUACGUUCAACUUGCGAUACUUUUUUGAUGCUCAGUAUUACAAGCCCGGUGGUCCUGUAUUUGUUUUGCUUUCCGGAGAGACUAGCGCCGUCAACAGGUUGGGCUUCCUACAGAAAGGCAUCGUGAACCAAGUCGCCAAAGCCACCAACGGCAUCGGCGUUAUUCUGGAGCAUCGUUAUUAUGGCACUUCUCACCCGUUCCUUAAUGUUUCUACGGAAAAUUUGAGGUUCCUCUCCACCGAGCAGAGUCUCGCUGAGAUCGAUUACUUUGCCAGAAACGUAGAGUUUGAGGGCGUCGACGCAGACCUCACCGCUCCGAACACUCCAUGGAUCAUCUAUGGCGGCUCGUAUGCUGGUGCCCAAGCUGCGUUUCUCCGGGUUGCAUACCCCGAUACUUUCCUAGGCACAAUUUCAAGUUCGGGAGUCACUGCCGCCAUCUACGAAUACUGGGAGUACUUCGAACCAAUCCGCCUGUUCGCUCCACCAGAUUGUGUGGCUGGAACGCAGACUCUGAUCGACGUCAUUGACGGCAUCCUAAUCAGGCAAAAUAGCACAGAGCUCGUUCAGCAGCUCAAAGACGUUUUUGGCUUUGGGAGUGUUACCGACAAUCGCGAUUUCGCAUACAUCUUUGGUGGAGUUCCAGGCUGGCAGAGCACUAACUGGGAUCCGGAGCUCAACUCGCCAACGACGUUCAACUAUUGCGGCAACAUCUCCGCUACCACCCUGCUAGAUUCGGCAUACGAGUCCAAGCGUUCUACGGUGCAGACACUAGUAUCUGCAGCAGGCUAUCCGGCCAAUAGUACCGCUGUGGAAAACGUCAUUCUAAACAGCAUCGCUUACUAUGGCGGCUCGUCGUUGGCUGCUUGGGAAGAAUCGGGCGAGUCCCAGGAUCAGUACUUCACUCAGCUGAACGAUACAUAUUGGCAAGAGGUGGAUCUCGAUGCGGCAGAAACAUGGCGAAGCUGGAACUACCAGGUCUGUACGGAAUGGGGCUACAUCCAGACCGGCAACACUCCUGAAGACAUCAAGCCCUUGAUCUCUCGCGCCGCUGACCUGGAAUAUCUCACGUACUUCUGCCGCUCGUCAUUCAACAUCACAACCCCACCCAAGGUCGAGAAUGUCAACAAAUACGGGAGUUUCGAUAUCGAGGCUCCUCGUCUGGCAAUCAUCGGUGGUAACGCCGACCCCUGGAAGAUGGCCACUCCUCUCAGGGACGGACCUCAGACUCGAAACUCUACGACGGAAAAGCCUUGGCUAGAAAUCGCACACGGAGUUCAUCAUUGGGAAGAGAAUGGUAUCUUCGAUAAUGAGACCACUCCCACGUUACCGCCUAACCAGGUUGUGUACGCACAGCAGUUCCUCAAGAACUUUGUCAUUGACUGGAUCAGAGAAUUUGAAGGUGCGGGCAGCGAGACAACUGAGCUUUGA